Malaya genurostris is the source of this 3827-nucleotide messenger RNA. Its product is annotated as embryonic polarity protein dorsal-like. The record is from RefSeq and is a predicted model, not a curated record. Gene Ontology annotation, molecular function: DNA binding; DNA-binding transcription factor activity. Gene Ontology annotation, cellular component: nucleus; cytoplasm. Gene Ontology annotation, biological process: inflammatory response; innate immune response; cellular response to stress. The coding region runs from base 883 to 3576 and encodes 897 amino acids. Lineage: Eukaryota; Metazoa; Arthropoda; Insecta; Diptera; Culicidae. The transcript has 7 exons.
AGCGAACGGGCCUUCAUUCGUUCAUUCGAGUUUGAUUUUGCACAUUUUUCCUUUCGAUUUUCCUCUUCCCACCAACCCACGGUGCGGUUGUAUUUGUGUUAGUUGUAGUUCCACAACACCGUCAGGAGCAGGAAAGCAGUGUGCGAGUUUUCCAUACGGCGCUUUUCCAGUCGGUGUGCUUUCCCGGUCGGAAAAUUGUCGCUCGCCGGUCAGACGCUUUCCGAUACUUGAAGUGGUUGCAGUUGCUUCCUUAGGGAACAAGUUUGAAGAGUUUUUGGUGUGUUUAGAAAAAAAAAUCGACCAACGUGUUCCGUUACUGUAAAUGAUACAGCAAGUUUUAAAACAAUAAAGUGAAUUAGACGGAAACGGCAGCUGGAAGGUUGACGUCAGUUCAUCGGUGCAAAACGGACGACCAGUUGAAAAGAAGAAUAAAUCCCGCUGUCCGGUUUUUGAAGUAUGCGAAUCUUCGUGCAAAGAUUGCUAAAAACGAUAUAGAGAGAGAGAGAAAAAAUGAAGAGCAACCAUUUGGUGGUGGUUUACAGCAAUUAUCCAAACAGGCAAACAAAUGAUUAACCAAAAACAGCAGUGUUGGAAAGCUUUAAUGCAAAUUGUUAGUGAAGCUAAUUGAAGAACCCGCGUGAAAGAGAGGAAAACCCGGAGUAAUUACUCGACUCAUUUUAUCCCAAGCGAUCGUUUUGGUGGUACGUUUAAGUGUUUUUUUUUUCUGGGUGUUUGAUUGUUCAGAAAUAACAGUACAAAAGAGAAACUACCGCGACCAAAACUAAGAAGACGGGCAGCAAGGUGAAAUAAGAUCAAUCAAUCUACCUACGUCAAAGAUCCAGAAAGCUGGAAAAGCAGCUGGCGCAGCGCAUUGAGUGCACCAUGGGACCCACCAGCAACGCCGUGGAAGAUGAGCCAAGCCUCUCGGAUCUGCCGAAAGAUAUUCUAGAAGCGAAUGACCUGUUGGAUCUUAUUACUGAUAUCAUCGUAGAAGAAAUGCCUCCCACAGCACCCGAGAAACCAUUUGUUGUGAUUACGGAGCAGCCGCAAUCGAAGGCGCUCCGGUUCCGGUACGAAUGCGAAGGACGUUCGGCCGGUUCGAUACCGGGUGUGCACAGCACACCGGAACAGAAAACUUUCCCCAGUAUCGAAGUACGCGGCUACAAGGGACGGGCCGUUGUUGUGGUUUCCUGUGUCACCAAGGAUCCUCCGUACCGACCCCAUCCGCACAAUCUAGUCGGUAAGGAGGGUUGCAAGAAGGGCGUCUGCACGGUGGAGAUCAACAGCAGUAGCAUGACCUACACGUUCAGCAAUCUCGGCAUUCAGUGCGUCAAGAAGAAGGACAUCGAAGAUGCGCUGCGAUUACGUGAAGAGAUUCGAGUGGAUCCGUUCAAAACUGGAUACAGUCACGCCAAGCAACCCGCCACCAUCGAUCUGAACGCCGUACGCCUGUGCUUCCAAGUGUUUCUGGAGGGACAACAGCGGGGACGUUUUACGGAACCGUUGCAACCGGUGGUGUCGGACAUCAUCUACGACAAGAAGGCAAUGUCGGAUUUGGUAAUCUGCAAGCUUAGUGACAUCACGGCUUCCGUGGCCGGUGGCAAAGAGAUUAUUCUGUUGUGCGAGAAGGUCGCCAAGGAGGACAUUUCGGUGAGAUUCUACGAGGAGCAGCACGGUAAAAUCGUGUGGGAAGAUAUCGGCGAGUUUCAGCAUACCAACGUGCACAAACAGGUGGCAAUCUGCUUCCGGACGCCACGCUACCGGACACUGGAAGUGGAACAUUCUGUUAUGGUGAAUAUUCAACUGAGAAGGCCUUCGGAUGGUGCUACCAGUGAACCGCUGCCAUUUGAACUCGUCCCACUAGACUCAGGUAGGCGUAGAUUCUGGUCACUUCAGCGUGACAUACUGAAAAAUGACUCUCCGGAGAAUGAGGUGUUCAAAAAAAUUCUCCUGGAAGGUACGGUCGCUUCGCCGGAGCAGAAACCUUCUGCUGCCAAGAACAACCCAACACAGUCGUCGUCGGAUGAGGUCAUUGUGCUGGACACUCCCGUAGCGGAAAGCAAACCAAUCGUGACGGAGCAGAUUCCUAGCGAACAGAAAACGACCGAGUGGAUCGAGCGAAACGAAUUCAACGAUUCUAACAGUAAUGGCGUUGAUAAUCAGCUGAUGGAAGACGGCAUGUCUCCCGAAGAAUCCGUCGAGAAGCCGGUUCCGAACGAGGAUGAAGAUAAAACCCUCAACGAACUGCUAGAACAGGUUGCCGAGCUCGACGAGAUCUAUACGGAUCAUCAGCUCCGUCGGGAGAACAUGAUCAUUGAGAAUGAACUGAAAAAUCUAGAGAAAACGGUUCCGACCGGUCUCAUAGAAAACGGAGAAAAGAUGGACAUUGACGACGUGUUCGAUGAUGCUGCUACCUAUACUAGUUUGCAACGUGCCUUCAAAAACCCGGUCCCACUAGCGUUAGGUCCUCCCGUUCCACCGCGUCCUCUGUUUCAAUCCGAGCUAGAUCCCGGUGUUUACGAUGCUGUAGAGCCUGCUUUCACUAGUCCUCCGACGAUUGAGAUAACCUCCCUGAAGCGGGAUGGCAUCGACGACGAAAAGCUUCCUCCACUUCCGCCGAAACGUGCUAAACCGAAUAGUCAGAAUAAGGAAAACUUCGAUGGCGAUGAAGUCAUCCUGCACAGUAUCAUUCGUAAAGGUUCCAUGCGUAGUCUCACGCCUCGUCCUCAGUCUGAUCAAAUCAUCAUCAUGAAAUCCCCUGACAGUCCUCCUAGUAAAAAACUACCCCCUACACCUCCGGCUUCACCCAUCAAGAGUGAUUAUGGCACUUUGCCUAAGAGUAAGAAGUCAGGUUUUUUCUCCAAACUGUUUUCUCGUAAGAAAAGCAAAUCCGAUCUUUCCGGCAGUACCGGCACCCUUAACAACAAGGGAACCCCGGGAGCAUCCAAAGAACCCAGUGUGGUAAAUUUCGAAUCGGGUGACUCCGUCCGGGCUUCCUCCAUUCGAAGCAAACCACCGACCGUGGAGAAGGGAGCGAAACGUAAGGCCGGAAAGCCGGUAGCCCGAAGUGCCAGCAGUGUUUCCUACAAACGACCGACCACCGAGUCGAAUCCCGAUGUUAUUUAUAUCCCACUGAAGGGUGACGGUCCUUCGACUAAUUUGUCCUACAGGGCCGCCGGCAACGGAGGCAGCGGUACGCAUCUUUCCCUUCCCGGAAACGAUAAUUACGAGCGCGCCAGCACAGCUUCGUUGCCACCCCUGGAUCGAAGGGCCGUCAGUGCUUUGCAGUUGGAUGUUCCGAUUCAGGACGGAAACCUGGAACUGGUAGCCAUUGCCGAUGCCAGAAGUAUAAAGAAUCUGGUCGAAGGUGACUUCGGCAUCAAACUCGAUCCAAGUGUCGAUCUGACCGAAGCCGAACACUUUGCCUUGUACACCUCGAUAGCCCCGAAUGCGGCUCUCAGUGAAUUCGAUGAAACUUCGUGUUACUAUUCGCUCGUUGAACCUGGUCCGCUUAUAUUCCAGCAGCAGCAGCCUCAGCUCCGUCCCAACAGCACCGCUUACAGUGCCGAUGUCUAGAUAAGCGCAUUUCAGUCUCAGUUUACUACAAAAUCUCAUAUCAUUAUCUGCACAACAAACAAAAAAAACAACAUUUUAUUGACAACCUAUUUUUGUCUGUGUUUAUAGCAAAUCUGAGUCAGAAGCGCAAACGACGCAACUGGGAGGUCCCAGAACACACGCCGGAAGUAGCCCGUAAGUGUCGUCCGGUCUUUUUUACUCCUCCAUCAGCUCUUUCACUCUGUCUCUUUGGAAAUCUAAGCAUUUAUACA